AGAUGAUUUAUUCAGAAUAACAAGCCGCAGUCACCGAAUCUCAGACGCCAGAAAACGUGGAUCCGGAUCAAAACUGACGUCACUGAGGAUGUAUAAAACGGUGAAAUGUGCGACACCUGAAUCACAUUGUUUUUACAUUUCGACGCGUGAAUAUCGUUUUAGUUUUGUUUUUAGAAAUCGUGCGCCACUCUUAAUUAAAUAUGAAGGUCAGUGUGGUGUUUGUUUUGAUAGUUAGUGCAAUUAUUGGACUUACACACGGUUCCGCUAUACCGGUAUGGGAAUUCCUGAGGAAAGAUGAGAAGACGUCCUUCUUGUACUCCAUCUUCGCCAAAGACAUGGAGAAGCUUUGUGCAUCUGCUUCCUCCUCCAACUGCUUCAAGGACAACCUGAAGUACGGCCUGGACAAGCUGAAGAAGUUGUCGGAAGAGGAGCUGGACCUUUUGGACCCGUACCAACGUGAUGGCAACAACUUGCUUUGGACGACUUUAAUGGAAGGGCACAAACUCUCCGACCGUACACCAGAGCCUAAGCCAUCCACCACAGCCAAACCCAACAGCUACGACGACCAGUCGUUCGACGAACUGGAAUUCGGUGCUUCCGCCAAAAUCGAUGACGUACAGAAAGUGUCACCACCUGCAGGCUUCAUCUACAGACCUGGACCAGCGAACCAGUUCGAGAAGCAACACAACGCCCUCUCGAUCUCUUACUACGACACCACCAAGGAUGCCGAAGACUUGGACGCCAUCAACUACCCGCAAAUCCCUUUGAUUGGUCCCAUGGUGGUGCGAGUACAUCCUGACGGUACGCCCGUGGAGGAAGUCCAAAGGAUACCCCAAGACGACGACCUGAGGCAGUACCAGCUGACCAAAAUCAAACUUCCCGAUUUCUAACUUAAAACCAUUCAAUCAAGUUUGAUCUCAUAUUAACUUAUUUGUUGUUGUUGAUAUUUAUUUGUUGUUACAUGUGAUAUUUGUUUAGGAUGUAUUUAUUUGUGUGCAUGUUUUGUUAUGUGAUGCGAAUAACAAUAAAUUAAUUACAAAGUU
This is a messenger RNA of Aethina tumida (small hive beetle), 1043 nucleotides long. Its product is annotated as rhythmically expressed gene 5 protein. Bases 201 to 890 code for a protein of 229 amino acids. The record is from RefSeq and is a predicted model, not a curated record. The transcript has 3 exons. NCBI's taxonomy places the organism in Eukaryota, Metazoa, Arthropoda, Insecta, Coleoptera, Nitidulidae.